UACGUGGAGGAUGCUGGGCUUGAUGUUUCUGUGCAGAGGAGGGUGAAUGGGACAAUGUCCAGUAAAGAAAUAAAAUCCAUUUUGAAAAAUGCAAGAGAAGCUAUUAGAAAUAAAGAGUAUAAGGAGGCACUGAAACAUUGCAAGGCUGUUUUGAAACAAGACAAAAAUAACUACAAUGCUUGGGUUUUUAUCGGAGUUGCUGCAACAGAGUUGGAUCAGCCCGAACAAGCAAAGACUGCAUAUAAAAAAGCUACAGAACUUGAGCCUGACCAACUGUUAGCAUGGCAGGGUUUACAGAAUUUGUGUGAGAAAAAUAAUACAUCUGAUAACAGACAUGAGCUCUUGGGAGUUUAUCAGAAGCUAAUAGAACUGCUUGAAAGUUCUGAUAAACAAAAAUGGUAUGAGGUCAGCUUAAAAUUAAUCGAUCUCUAUCAUCAAGAGGAAAAAUACUCAGAGGCUGCUAAAACAUGGAAUCGAUUAAUACAGCUAAAACAACAAGAUGGAGCUGAGAAGCAAGAACUUCAUCAAUUGUGGAGGAAGAUGAUCCAGUUACUUGUUGGCAAUAUAGAGAGUCAAGAUAACGAGACUCAACAAUUGUUGAUCACUGCAUUUGAAAAUGCCCUUUCAUCCCUGGACAAGAUUCCGAGUGACAAUCAUCAGCAGCUUUCUACUGACUACAUUAAAUUUCUAUCAACAUUGCCACAUGGAGGAGAUAAGCUAAAACUAACUUGUGAGGCAUUGAUAGCUCAGUAUCCUAAUUCGUCAUCUUCACUGGAAGUACUGUGCAUGUAUUUCAUCCAAACAGAGUGCUUCAGUGAAGAGGCUCUACAGUGUUAUACAAGGCUUAGUGAGAUGGAACCUGCAAAUGGACUCGGGCUUAUUGGGCUUGGAAUCAAAGAAAUGCAAGAACAAAAAUAUGAAGAAGCUGCAAAAUACCUGAGCGAAGGCUUAAAGCACGCACGGUCGACAAUUGUAGCCUGGCUUUAUCUAGCAGAAAUCCAGCUCCGGAUGCACAAGUAUGAAGAAGCAAUUGACACUUGCAGACAAGGUGUGAGAUGGUUGGAAAUGAAUAUCCAUAAUGGAAACAGUCAUCAAAAGCCCAAACUUCUUCAUUUGCAAGUAGAAGCUCUGGUCAGGUCUGGUGACCCAAAUCAUGCAGAUCUCGCCUUUGGUAUCUUUGAGCAGUUUCCCAAUAAUGAACCUGUGCUACUUGGCAUGAAAGGUCAAGCUUAUUUGAACAAAGGUCUGAUGGAAGAAGCAUCUCAGAUUUCAACAGAUCUUACUAGAUCUCAUCCUGACAUGUCCGAGUCAUGGAAACUACAAGGACUCAUUGAAUAUACUCUGAAAAAUUAUAUGCAGGCGGAACAAAGUUUCCGGAAAGCUCUGAAAAUCAAAGCAGACUGUGGAGAUUAUUACUUCUACCUUGGACUGACUUUCUGGUUCAUGGGAGAGGAGACGAGAAAAGAUAAAACUAAAACUGCUACACAUUUAUUAAAGGCUGCUAAGUUGGACCCAUACAAUGGAAAAAUAUUUCGCUAUUUGGGCCACUACUAUCAAGACGUAGUCAAAGAUAAAAGCAGAGCCCGAGGCUGCUAUAAAAAAGCCUUCGACCUCAACAACCGUGAUGAAGAAGCAGGCGCUGCAGCUGUUGAUCUUAGUGUUGAACUUGAAGAUAUGGAAACCGCUCUUACAGUUCUGAGAAUAGUGACUGAUCAGUCGAGUGCUGGGACCGCAAAAUGGGCUUGGCUCAGACGAGGACUUUAUUACCUGAGAGUCAACCAGUAUUCACAAGCUAUUGCAGACUUGCAAGCAGCUUUGAGAGCAGACCCAAAAGAUGCCAAUUGCUGGGAAUGUUUAGGAGAGGCUUAUCUCAGCCGAGGAGGUUAUACAGCUGCUUUAAAAGCCUUCACAAAAGCCAAUGAACUCAAUCCAAAUGCUGUCUACAACAUUUACAAGAUAGCAGCCAUCAAACAGAUCAUUGGCAAGUAUGCUGAUGCAGUUACAGAGUAUAAACAAAUAGUUCAAAAUUCGGAAAACUAUGUGCCAGCCCUCAAAGGAUUAGGUGAAUGCUAUUUAAUGAUGUCCCGAAGUGCCCUCAGCGAUUUCUUGGAUGGACAAGCCUUGGAUGCAGCUGAACAGGCGCUACAGUACUUAGCUGGAGCUGUGAGGUAUCGACCCGAUGUGUCUUGCCUAUGGAAACUAAUUGGAGACACGUGUACCACACUCCAUGUCCUGUCAGCAGCAAAGCUUCAUGUUCAAGUCCCUUUAGUUCUCUUUGGACAGGGUGAAAUUUCUAAUUUGCAAACAUUAAACAAAAAUGAAGUUCUUCACCUAGGAGGAAGGUGCUAUGUGCGAGCCCUUACGUUGAACUCUACAUGUGCCAGUGUGUGGUGUGACCUUGGUGUGAAUUAUUACCGACAGGCACAAUACCUAGCCAGUAUAGGAGAAGAAAAUACAGUGCAUGAGUUGCUGGAAAAAUCACUACAGUGCCUUAAAAAGUCUGUGAUGAUGAACAGCAAAAGUCAUCAAUACUGGAAUGCACUUGGAGUUGUUGCCAGUCACAAAGGUAUUGAAAAUUAUGCUCUCGCACAGCAUGCAUUUAUUAAGUCUGUUCAGGUUGAACAAAAUAAUGUGGUGGCAUGGACCAACCUGGGGGCAACUUAUCUGAAGAAUGAAAACAUUGAGCUUGCCCAUGAAGCCUUUAAAGUAGCCCAGUCUUUGGAACCCUCAUAUGUUAUGUGCUGGAUCGGACAGGCACUUAUAGCAGAAGCUGUCGGCAGCUAUGAGACAAUGGACUUGUUCAGACAUACAACUGAGCUUGGUGUCAAUACUGAAGGAGCUAAAGGUUAUGCACAUUGGGUUUGCACAACACUGCAGGAUAAAUCAAACAGAAAUUCCGAACUGUACAAAUACAACAUUGUACAGAUGAAUGCAAUAACUGCUGCGCAAGUUGUCAUGAGCAAGUAUACAGAGAGAAUUCAGAUUGAUCCAGUAGCUUUCACAAUGUUGGGUUACUUGAAUGAAUAUCUAAGCCUGAAGAGACAAGCAGCGGAGGCAUAUCGCAGAGCAGUUGUGCUGUUACAAAAUACAGAAGACAACGAGAAACUUCCAUUCGCUCAAAGAAAUUGGGCUCGAGCCUUAUGUGUUGCAGGUCACUAUCAGGAAUCCAUCCAGGUUUAUAAGUCGAAUCCGCUCAUGGAGCUUGAUGACAUUAUUGGACUUGCCUUAGCUUAUUUCAAGAAAGGACAACUUCAGGAGAGUGCCAAAGCUUAUGAAAAGGCUUUAAGUAUUGUCCACACAGAGAAAGAGAAGGCUCAGAUACUGAUUGCACUGGCCAUGAUUGAGUUCAAAUGCAACAGAAUGGACAACGCUAAGACUUUACUUUUCAAGUGCUCCAUGUUGAAAGAGCCCAGUAUAGAAAGUCUGCAGGCACUGUGUGCUUUGGGACUCUUGAAGAAGGACACCACCCUAACUACAGCAGCACUGAAUGAACUACUCAAACACUGUGAUAAGAACAGUUCCACUUAUGAAACCUGCCUUCUGUCUUCAGGAAUGUUUUCUUUGCAAGAUAACAGUUUAGCUGUACAGAGACAGGCGGCAAAAGCUGUUCAUAGCAAUCCAGCUGAUCCUGCCCUUUGGACAUUAUUGUCCAGGAUCAUUCCUCAACACACUCCCCAAAAGGCAGAUGGUGGGGUCGUGACAGGUAUUGUCGCACAGAUCCUAAGUUCUCAUCAUUCAAAGAGUGCUGUGUUGUUCAGUGCUGUUAACCAGUUAGCAGCAGGAAAACAUGCUGCAAUUGAUAAAAAGGAUAAUGCAUUAAAGACCAUUCAAAAGGCAAUUCAUCUGUAUCCAGAUGAUCCCACUGUGUGGGCCAGUUUAAUGGCAGCAUGCCACAUGGAGAAAACAUUAUCUCAUCUGAGUGGUACAACACCUAAACUGACUGCAAAUGAGGAGCUGUUCAUUACAGCAAUCUCUACAAAAAUAAAAACAAAUAAGACCAUGCCAACAUUCUAUCUUCAAUCCCUGGAGAACUGGUCUCUGCAACAGGCUGCAACUGGGCUCAAAGAAAUGGGCAGGCAUUGUGAUGCGGAAGCCUUCUGCACUAAGGUACUUAAGAGCCACCCAGACCAUCCUGCAGUGUUCCUCGUGUUGAGACAAGUUCAGUGCGAGCAACUCUUGCUUUCCCCCCAGCAGCUUCCAGAGACAGUUUUAGAAGAGCUAAAGAAGGCAGUGAUGUCAAACUUCACAUCAGUAACAGCUUGGCAUUGGUUGGCAGAAAUAUAUAAAUCUCAGGGUUUGAUGGGAGCUGCGGAGAUGUGCUACAGGCAAGGAUUGCAGCUGUCUUCCCAACAAGGUGAUGUGAGUGGCAAGUUGUCAAGUCUGCUCCGGUUAGCACUGCUCGCUCUUCAGCUCAGCACGUUAAAACUUCAGAACAAUCGAUGGACAUCCCUGGUGAAGGAAGCAGCUGGUGAAUGUCAGAAGAUCUGCUUCUGCCCUCUUGCUGCUCUGUUUCAAGCUCUUCUGCAAUUUACACUGAAAAUGGGAGCAAGGGAGACCCGACGGCUGCUGGAGAGAGUCGUAUAUCAGCCAGGUUAUUCUGAAAGCAUUGCAUCAGUUGCACGCUGGUACCUCCUCCGACAUCUGUGGGCCAAAAAUGAUGACACACUUAUUACGGUUUUACUUCAGAAUGCACAACUGAAAGGGGAUUCCAGAGUCGAAGAACUGUACCAGAAACUUAAUGAGUCUUCAUAAUCAUUAAAUUGGAACAAAGAUCUGACCAUGAAUGUGUGAACAGUAAACUGUAACACGGGGGCUGUGGCUUUUGGCUGCUAACAUUACUUGGAUGUCUGAUGUUCUAACUGCAGUACCUAUGGCUGGCUGACUUUUCCUGAAGCAAUACCCCUCCCUUUGCUCAGUGCACCUUGGAUGUCUAUGUAAAAAAAAUCAUGUAUCAUCUGGAUCAAUACUUUCUCUUCUAUGCAAUCAUUGUAUUGUCCUGUGUUUUACAUUUGAAUAUUUUUCAUGGUCAAGGAGUAUGCCAAUUUUUUUAUUUGAAGAUUAUUAUAACUUGACAAUGAAGGUGUAAUGUGUGAUUACAGUGAAACAAUCAUGUUUGACCAUUUGCUGCACAGUUCAUUACAGCAUAGCAAGCUAUGCAUUCAUUACUUCCUACUGAAAGUUACAAUUAAAACUUCUAUUUAACUUCA
Hypanus sabinus (Atlantic stingray) is the source of this 5207-nucleotide messenger RNA. It is a transcript of the gene skic3, whose product is annotated as SKI3 subunit of superkiller complex. Gene Ontology annotation, molecular function: protein binding. The record is from RefSeq and is a predicted model, not a curated record. The coding region runs from base 55 to 4752 and encodes 1565 amino acids. Gene Ontology annotation, cellular component: Ski complex. Lineage: Eukaryota; Metazoa; Chordata; Chondrichthyes; Myliobatiformes; Dasyatidae. The transcript is spliced from 41 exons.